Messenger RNA from Colletotrichum higginsianum IMI 349063, 1587 nucleotides. Its product is annotated as C2HC5 finger protein. Gene Ontology annotation, cellular component: nucleus. Gene Ontology annotation, biological process: regulation of DNA-templated transcription. Gene Ontology annotation, molecular function: zinc ion binding. The transcript has a single exon. Bases 1 to 1587 code for a protein of 528 amino acids. NCBI's taxonomy places the organism in Eukaryota, Fungi, Ascomycota, Sordariomycetes, Glomerellales, Glomerellaceae. The record is from RefSeq and is a predicted model, not a curated record.
AUGUCGUUGGUGCAACUAUCUCGUCUUCUCCCCCUCCCCGAGGAGGAGUUGAAACAGGUGCUCGACUACGCAACCACCCUCUCAAAGACCGAAGCCGCGGAGCACUUCAACAACCUAUUGGGCGACUCACCCCAGGCCGUCGAGUUUAUUUCCUCCUUUAAUUCGCGAAGGCAGGACACGAAGCCUACGGCGCCGGCCCCGGCACCAUCGUCAAACAGCUCGAGCGCCCAGGCACCGGCACCCAAGGCAUCGCGCGGCCCGAAAAAGAAGAAGCAGUCGAACCUACACACCCCGGCCGCGAGACAGGUCGACGCCGCACCUCCGCCGGGGGCUAGUUACAGCAAGAAGGACCGGGAGGAAGAAUACUAUGGCGGAAAGAAACCCACCCAGCCCGCGGAGAGCAGCGCGAGCACAUCGGCCAACUUCAAACAAUCGCUCAAAAGCGCAAACCCGCCCCCGCAGCAGCAGAGGACGGCCGCCGGCUACCUGAUAUCCGACAAGGCCAAGCCCAAGUCGAACCCCGUCUCGCGAUCGUCGACGCCGAAGCCGACGGCCAAGCCCACAAAGGUGUCGAUUGCUGGCGGUACGCCUAUGGCAGGCGCAUCAACGGCCCUGAACGACCUGGACGCGGCGAUUCGCUCAUUGGAGCUGACGACAAACCCCACCAUGGGCGACGAUCCUAAGGCGAGGAGGUGCAACUGCGUGGCCACGCGGCACCCGCUCCAGACGGCGGCACCGAACUGUCAGUCCUGUGGCAAGGUCAUCUGCGUCAAGGAGGGCCUGGGACCGUGCACUUUCUGCGGCACUCCUCUCCUAUCGUCGGAGGAUGUCCAGGGAAUGAUCAGGGAACUCAAGUCGGAGAGAGGACGCGAGCGCAUGGCGGCGGACCGCGAGGCUCACAAGCGCGCCGAGGUCAGCAAGAAGCCGGCGCCGUUCAGCCAGAACAACAACAGCAGCAUGUCCGAGGCCGAGAGCAAGGCGCGGGAGCAUCGCGACAAGCUGCUGAACUUUCAGGCGCAGAACGCCAGACGAACGACGGUGCGGGACGAAGCGGCGGACUUCGACGUCAGCGGGGCCAUGGCGGGCAGCGGGGGCAACAUCUGGUCGACGCCGGAGGAUAGGGCCAGGGAGCUUAAAAGGCAGCAGAAGAUUCUCCGCGAGAUUGAGUGGAACGCGCGGCCCGAGUACGAGAAGCGGCGGCAGGUGGUUAGCAUCGACGUAGUAGGCGGGAAGGUAGUCCGGAAGAUGGCGGCUGUGGAGCGACCGACAACGCCGGAAGGAGAGGAUGUCGUGGUCCACGAGGACGUCGACGAGAACGAUUACGUCGGCAGUCGGAAGCAGGGCGGAAGUAAUGGCGGCGGUGGCGGCGGGGGCGGCGCGUUUAGUCACAACCCAUUGCUGGGCGGGUUGAUCAAGCCAGUAUGGGACGCCAAGGGCAAGGACAAGGCAGCGCAGCUCGAGGGCCGUAAGGACAAGAAGACGCAGUGGAGGAGAGUACAGGAUGACUUCAAGGACAACGAGGCGGUGAUCCUGGACGGCGGUGCGCACGGGCACUCGACCACAGCGGACGAGCCAGAUUGCGGAUGA